CCUUCAAUCGGUCCAGACUUGGAGCCCAACGACUCCACACCAUCGCCUGACUAUAUCUUCGCGGCGCCUGAUAGUCCUGCAGCCAGUAUCGAUGGUGCUAUGGACGCCUCUCCGGACUUCGUAACCCUAAACUAUGGGACCAGACAGAUAGCGACUUCUCGUUUCUACCUCGCAAGAUCCCCUGUGUUCGCGCGAUUCUUCGCGAGCAACCCCGCAGCUCGGCACAUGAAGAUAUUCGGAGAUGUAGAUGAAGUUGCCCUCGGACAUGUACUGCAAUAUUUACAGAAUGAUAUGGUCUAUCCUUUCUUCUGGACCAAAGCAACCGGAUUCGACUACGCGCUUUAUCAUCGGGUGCAUCAACAGGCCGAAGUUCUGGAGAUCUGGGACCUGACGGAUUGGAUUCAGGAUCAGAAGUACAUCGGUGCCAUCAAGACGAUUACGGAGGAGGUUAUCGAGGAGAUCCGACCCGGCCAGCCAGCGAGGUCAGUGGAGCGACAAGGCGAUGUUGAACUGCAGCAACAUAUCGUGACAAAGGUGCGAUACUUCCAUGUUUGUCCACGUGGGACUAUAACGCAUCGGACGCAGAGGGGCAUACCGAUCUUGUGCGGUCACAAGUGCACCAACAGGUCAGACUACGAUCCCGGCCAUUUCGAGGAGGUACCAUAUGUGGAGGUGGUGACGGUGACGAAGAGGCUGGUGUACGAUCCAAAUGUGUGUAAGAGAAAGGCUGAUGUAGAUGAGUCCGAGACAGAGGUACAUGAGGUGGCACCGGACGAGUAGGAUCUUCGCGAUA
Molecule: messenger RNA, 793 nt
Organism: Cucurbitaria berberidis CBS 394.84
Lineage: Eukaryota; Fungi; Ascomycota; Dothideomycetes; Pleosporales; Cucurbitariaceae
Exons: 1
Coding region: 100-780 (226 amino acids)
Source: RefSeq, a predicted model, not a curated record